Messenger RNA from Ceraceosorus bombacis, 526 nucleotides. Lineage: Eukaryota; Fungi; Basidiomycota; Exobasidiomycetes; Ceraceosorales; Ceraceosoraceae. The record is from the annotation of a GenBank genome assembly.
AUGAUAGGCGCGACGAGGGAUCUCUCGCCAGUGACAGCAGAAGAUGGUCCGUGGUGACAGAAUGAGGAGUAGAUGGGCCCAAGGUACGCGGAUGUAUGAUUUACGAUUUGAACUUUGACCUUCUCCACCAGGCCUCUCAAUCACCGUAACCUGUGCUGGCGCGGAAGAUGCCCGCGUGCGUGAACAUAUCCAGUACCGUACAGUGUGAGUAGUACCGUGCAUGGGACGCCGAUCAUGCCUGCCAGAGCGUCAAGAUCGAAGGGCGCGAAGUGGCUGCUACUCUGACUGCAUGCUGCCGCUUGAUGCGUCAGGCAGCAUGCAGCUGCCCGCACACGGACGCCGGGCGAUGAAGGAGUGGCGGCGCGUCUGCCCCAGGGGGCUGCGCAGGCAGCAGAGAGCAGAACGGCGAUGCGAUGCAGCAUCAAUCAAACAGUGGUGAGUGCUGCUGCGUGCAUGUCAUCACGCGCGCAUGCAGGGCUGAUGCCGCUGUGACUGACACAUUCAGCAGGAUUCUGCCGCGCGCUGA